GGCGCACUCGCUCCUUGGCUGCAUCAGAUCACAGCGAGGGUUUCGUCUCCGGUCUCCACUUCCAAUUACGCUCUCGACUUCGCCGAUCGCAUACCACAUCGAGGCUUCUUGAUCGGGCCGGUCAAUGGAGACCCUCCCGUCGGCGGCUGAGCGACAGCAGCUCGUCUCCUCCUUCCUCGAGAUCGCCGUCGGCCAGACCGCCGAUACCGCUACGCAAUUUCUUGAGGCUACAGGUUGGAAGCUUGACGACGCUGUACAACUCUUCUAUGUCGGCAAUGAAGGUGGUGGGGUGGAGUCAUCUUUCCCACCUCGACAGAAUAAUGGAACUACGAGUGAGCAGCAAAACGUUCUUGCUAGUGCUAGUUCAGUGAAAGGUGCUCUUGAAGAUGAAGUGCGGGCACCAUUACCUGUCAAAAGAGAUACCCUUUAUGGAGAUCCUGCUUUUUUCAGGUUGCAACCAAGUUCAGUUGUUGCCUUCCGCAAUUUUGAUGAGGAAUCAAAACGUUCUGCUGUUUGGGAAUCAAGCGAAAGCAGUGCAUCAACAGAAACUGGCACCCGUGACAAUCUUGCUUCAUUAUAUAGUCCACCUUUUGCCUUGAUGUUCCAGGGCCCCUUUGACCAGGCAAAGGUUGAGGCAUCCCUUCAUCGCAAGUGGCUGCUAGUCAAUUUGCAGUCUAAUGAAGAAUUUAGCUCACACAUGCUCAAUCGUGAUACAUGGGCAAAUGAAGCCGUUGCAGAAACUAUUCGUUCUAAUUUCAUUUUCUGGCAGGUAUACCAUGAUACUAGUGAGGGGAAGAAGGUUUGCACUUACUACAGUUUGUUCACUCUUCCUGCUGUACUAAUCAUUGAUCCCAUCACUGGACAAAAGAUGCGUGCAUGGACUGGUAUGGUUCAUCCAGAGAGGUUGCUGGAGGAUUUACUUCCGUUCCUCGACAAAGGUCCAAAUGAACAACAUGCUUUUCUUCCUCAAAAACGGCCAAGAGUCGCACAUGAUUCUGCUAUUGCUGAUAUAGCAGACAAAGAGUCUGUGGAGGAUGAUGUCGAGGUGAUGCAAGCCAUAGCAGCCUCCUUGGAGGACACUAAAGGUCCUACGCAUCCUGCGACAUGUGAGGGAUCUGGAUCCGAGAUACCUCUUGAAACCAGUUCAAAUGAAAAGGUAACUUAUCUUCCUCUUCCCGAAGAACCACAAGGCAGCAAAGGACUAUGUAGGGUUGGGAUUCGCCUCCCUGAUGGGCGCAGAAUCCAGAGAAAGUUUCUCCUUACUGAUUCAAUAAAGUUGUUAUGGUCUUUCUGCUCUUUAAAAUUGGAGGAUGAACAACAACGGCCCUUCCAUUUCACUCAAGCCAUCCCCGGUGCAUCAAAAAGUCUUGAAUAUGAGAGCGACUUGACUUUUGAAGCCGCCAGUUUGUCAAACUCGAUGAUCAGCUUGGUUUGGGACUGAAAUUUCAGGAAGACCCCAAGUCCAGUUGUUUUGUUGGCUGGGGCACCGUAUUUGGGCAACUAUUUUGUAGCCUAAGGUGAUGUCUGCACAGGCAAAGUUAUGCAUUACUAAUUUAUCAGUUAGUAUGACAAUUCUAUAUUGGCGUCUAGUUCAUGUGGAUGCUGUACAGUCGUGUAACCUUAAAACCACUGAUAUCUCCUAGUAACGACAUUGUUAUUGAUUCUGGUAACAUUUCCUGUUGCCCCUUCUAGAUUUCCA
Molecule: messenger RNA, 1699 nt
Organism: Zingiber officinale
Lineage: Eukaryota; Viridiplantae; Streptophyta; Magnoliopsida; Zingiberales; Zingiberaceae
Product: plant UBX domain-containing protein 7-like
Exons: 10
Coding region: 125-1441 (438 amino acids)
Biological process (GO): proteasome-mediated ubiquitin-dependent protein catabolic process
Cellular component (GO): nucleus
Molecular function (GO): ubiquitin binding
Source: RefSeq, a predicted model, not a curated record